Molecule: messenger RNA, 1371 nt
Organism: Ixodes scapularis (black-legged tick)
Lineage: Eukaryota; Metazoa; Arthropoda; Arachnida; Ixodida; Ixodidae
Exons: 3
Coding region: 1-1065 (354 amino acids)
Molecular function (GO): DNA-binding transcription factor activity
Source: RefSeq, a predicted model, not a curated record
AUGAACCGAGUGCUGCAGCAAAGACUAACUAAAGAUCAGAGCCACGAUUGGACUCAUGAGACGUUCAGAAAGACAAAGACCAAACUGCAGAAAACGAAAAAAAAGGGCUGUGUGGCAUCCAUGCACCUUAAGAUCAUUGAGACAUUUCCAGAUUUCAAGGUUGAGGAAGCGGAAGGAACCUCAAAGCACCAACUUAAACGCUUGAAGACUGCUCAACUGGCGAGGCUCACUGAAGCACUUUCUUCGGGACAAGCACUGGAAACACACAAAAUGAUAUUCUUGACAAUGUCUAGAAAAUCGUGCCACACAGAACAUGACUUUUCUGUGUUCACCAAUUUUGGACUGACCGUGGACGCAAGUGUCAGUCGGCGAAUCAGGGACUUGGUCCGUGAAGGCAUCACCUCAGUGCCAGAGGUGAGAGAAUGUCUCCGACACUAUGUGGAGGAUGUCCUCUUUGCGGGGAAACAACCCCCUGACCCUAGCUGCCGAGCAUUCUACCCUACGAAUGCUAACAUUGGCAAUCACAUACAAAUGGCGCUAAGGCAAGAAAGGUGCAGCGACCUCGAUCAGGAGGUCGCUGCCCCUUUCUUCGACUGCAGGUCAGGAAUGCCACUAGCGAUAGACACAGUUGAUGGGCUGUCACAAAGAGGGUCAAACAUCCAGUCGCCAGAAUCGGAGGCUGAAACACACCAACUUGGCUCCGGCAGCCUUCCAACCAGGAAAACAAACCACUUGUCAAAACUCCGAGGGUCUCUACUGAACAAUUUGGAAAAAGUAAAAGGGAUGGCAGUGUAUUGCACCAACAAAAAGAAGGUAGAGAAGGCUCAUCUGUAUCUAACUGAAGCGCAGAAACUUUUAUUGGAAGGAGCACCUACAUCAGGUGACAUUGUUGUGCGGGGUUUGCCAACUGAGGGCUGUUCAGGAGAAAGAAAAAGAAAAUGGGUCAGGUCUUUGACAUCAUUUGGCACUUCUGCUCUAAAAAAACCCAAGCUCACCGCCCUGGAACAUUGCUAUAGUCAGAGGGCAGAGGAGGCUAUAAGGGACAAGGAAUUUGAGAAGGGUUAAACAUAGCCCCUGCAGUGUAAACAAGUAUUUCCAUGCAUUUUCAGGCAUGUCCCUUUUUUAUAAUUUUUUAUAACUUAUAAGGCAUUUGACAGCAUUUUAUUUCAUAGUCCUUAGUGUAAGUUGAAAUGAGUGCUACGAUCAAUGAUGCAUGCUUUGUUGGGCUUGUGUGUUAGAAAUAUCAUUGUCUAAACACUAGCAGAUUUUUUUUUUUUUUAUUAGAGCCAUAUGGUAUGUUUCAUUUCUCACAAGGGAUUUUGACUGUGAUUUUACUAUUUAUUGUUGGCUUCAAUAAAAGCCUUGCUAUCA